Messenger RNA from Eriocheir sinensis (Chinese mitten crab), 11577 nucleotides. RefSeq lists its product as uncharacterized. The transcript has 30 exons. Bases 209 to 8506 code for a protein of 2765 amino acids. Gene Ontology annotation, molecular function: serine-type endopeptidase activity; calcium ion binding. NCBI's taxonomy places the organism in Eukaryota, Metazoa, Arthropoda, Malacostraca, Decapoda, Varunidae. The record is from RefSeq and is a predicted model, not a curated record.
CCACCAUCACCACCACCACCACCACUACCAAACCUCCUUGACCUCUCCAACACCACAACCACCACCACCAUCACCACAACACACGCCUCGUCACCACCACCAGAAACAACACCAUCACGCGGAAGAGGAGGAGGAGGAGGAGAAGGGGAAGGAAGUGGAGUUGAAGGAGGAGGAGGUUAAGGAAGUGGAGGUGAAGGAGGUAACCGUGAUGAUGAUGGAGGGGGAGGAGGAGAAAGCUCAUCACCAUCACCACCAACACCAGCAUCCCCGGUUCGAUUCCCAGCAACAACAACAGCAACAACGACAACAAGAAGGACAAGCUAGUCGUUUCCAGGAAUUACCAAAGGAAGAGGAGGAGGACGAGGACGAGGAGCGGAGGAAAGAGAAAGUGGAGGAAAAAGAGGUGGAAGAGGAGGAAGAAAAGAACGAUCAUGAGGGAAUCCAAGCGACUCACUCGAGGAAGAUGAAAGAGACGGAGAGACACAGGGAAGGAGGAGGAGGAAGAGGAGGCUGCAAGUCUUCUGUGGUGGAGAUAACAGACUCUCUCUCCUCGUGGGUGUCCUGUCAGGAAGAGGAAACAGAAACGAGGAGGAGAAAUGACGAAGACACGAACACGAGGAGAGAGGAAGAGACAAGAAGAGAAGAAGGAGGAGGAGGAAGAGGAGGAAACAACAACUUAGCAAUGGAAACACAAACUGGAGGAGGAACAUGUGGAGAGGAUUGGGUGGAGGAGGACGGGAGGUGUUUUCGGCUAGUGGAGGAAGUGGCAACGUGGGAGGAGGCGGAGCGGGCGUGUGGAGGAGGAAGAGGAGGAGGAGGAGGCGCAUCUGGUCACCUGGCUGCCGUCACCUCACCUGCCGUGGCUCACCUUCUUCAGCGGCUUAUUAGUGACAGCGGCCGCCACACCCCAGAGACCGCCUACUGGAUCGGUGCCACGGACGCCCAGCACGAGAACAGCUUCACCUGGACCAGCGGAGCGCCCUUCUUCUACACAGAGUGGUUCCCCGGCUGGAGCGACCAAGGCGGCUACGGGGCCCAACCUUCUGACGAUGGGCUUGGGCUUGGCGAGGACUGCGUGGAGCUGCGGGCUGCCUACAGGCGGGCCAGCAAGGGUUCGAGGACCACCGAGCGUCUCUUUUGGAACGACAGGAACUGCGCCGCCAAGAACCCGUUCCUGUGUGAGAGGCGGGCGCCGGGAGCACCCACAGGCGAGGAGAGGUGGGCGUGCAGUCAAGAUCUGAUGGUCAGCCUCCACGGCCCGCCCACCAUCGUCACCUCGCCCGCCUUCCCCGCCCGCUACCCGCCCUCACAGUCCUGCGUCACCACCCUCACCGCCCCGCCCUCCUCCCACCUCCUGGUCGAGUUCGAUGCCUUUGACCUGGAGCCCCACAAAACGUGUGAUUACGACUGGCUGACGGUGGAGGAGAAGCAGAAGGACGAGGAGGCGAAGGGCAAGGAGGGAGGAAAGCAGAGUGAGGAGACAGGCCGAGGCAGGGGCGGAGGAGGAUCGGUGAGGCGGUGCGGGGACUGGUCUGGCCGGCUCAAGCUGCUUCGGUUUGAGAGUCGUGGAAACAGAGUCGUCUUAACCUUUUCCAGCGACUACGCCCACGGUUACUCAGGCUUCAGGGCGCGCGUGACGGCCCUUCCCGGUGGGGGGUGUGGGGACGGCCGCGAGAUGAGGUUGGGCGACUACUGUUACCUGGUGGUCCCCUUCAACCGCGUGUCCUGGGCCACAGCAACACACAUCUGCCGGGACAUGGAGGGUCAGUUGGCGCGGGUGAGCGGCAGGGAGGUGGCAGGGUGGCUCGGGGAGAGGAUACGCGCCCUGCCAGACUACAGGGGCGGGCGGCACUACUGGGUGGGCGGCUCGCUACGCCCGCACGCCCACACCUGGACCUGGAGCGACGGUACUGCGCUUAAUAUCACAGAGAUGGGCGGCGUGGAGGUUACAAGAGCCUCGGGGGACAACCAGCCACUCUGUCUCAGCCUUCAGGAGAGAGGACCUUCGCCGCUCACGUCCCCACCGCCUCUACAGCGACACACCGCCCCGCUCUCCCUGCCGCCCCUCUCCCUCCCGCCCCUCCAGCAGUCCUCCCCGCAGUCCCCUUCUCCUUCUCGACCGCUCCCUCCGCGUCCUGCCAUGGCUCUCACCGCCCACCACUGCGAACUCACGGGCGGGUUUGUGUGCUCCAGAAAAGUGCCUGAUCCUCCAUCAAGGCAAAGUCGCAUCGUGGUCGGCCAAUGCGGGAACCUGACAUCGCCUAACUACCCGUCACCUUACCCGAAUAACCUGCACCUUACCACCACCCUCCGCGGGCCGCCCCUCCACCGCCUCGUGCUCUCCUUCUCCAAGAUCGACCUCGAGUACCAGGAUCACUGCCUAUACGACUAUCUGGGCUUGCAGAGUUCGGAGGGAGACCCAAUGCUGCGAUACUGCGGCCGGCACACUACGGAGAUGGACAGGUUCGACUGGGUAUCACGCGGGAACGAAGCGCUGGUCACCUUCCACGCGGACUGGUCGGUAGGGGGUGCUGGGGUGCGGGGGGCGUGGCGGGUCGUGGACACCUCUCACUGCCCCCACCACAACCUCACGAAGCCCCAGGGUGUGUUCGCCUCGCCUAACUUCCCGCAUUUCUACCUGGAGGACCUUCACUGCACCACCACCAUCACUGCCCCAGAGGGGCAUCGCGUGUGGCUGCAGUUCACGGUGUUCGAGGUGGGCGGCGCGGGCGUGGGCGCGGACGAGCAGGUGGAGGGCAAGGUGUGGGACCCGCCCCUAGCCACCCCUUCCACCUCAUCCACAGCGCCGGCGGGUGGAGACGGCAAGGCGUGUGAGCUGGACUAUGUGGAGGUUGUGUUGGGGUCCGGACCGGGUGAGUUUGUCCGUCUGUGCGGCCGCGUGGAGGAAGGCGAGGUGGGGAGGCUAAGCUACGUCUCCUACGGCGCCUCCCUCACCCUUAUCCUGCACACCACACACAGGGGAGGCGGCCGGGGGUUCCAGGCGACUUACUCCACGGGCACAAGCUUCACGCAGCAGGCCGUUCUGAAGCUAGGGGGGCGGGAUGGUCGGCUCCACGGCCUCAACUUCCCCCUCCCUCCCCCGCCCGCCGCUACUCUCGCCCGCCGCCUCGUCGCCCCUAUCGGACACCAGAUUGACCUCCACCUCCACCACGUCGCUGUCCUCGCCACCCCAGACGCCCCCUGCACUGCGGACUACGUGGAGGUGGAGGACUUCUACGCGGAAGGUCGAGGGGCAUUGUGGCGUGUGUGCAAGGUGGCGCCGGGCGAACCAAGCCAGCUCACCAUCCGUUCCACCUACAACACGCUGCUGGUGCGGGAGGUUCACCAGCCACCACCACCGAAGCCAAAGCCAAAUGGACAGCCCCUCACCACAGCCCCUACCCACCCUAACCCCUCUGUACCUGAAAGUAACUCCUCCUCUUCCUCUUCGUUUUCCUCGUCUUCUUCUUCUUCACGUGUGUUGCAGAAAGAGCCAUCUGUUGUGUAUCAAAAGGCUCUUCAUCGACGACGCUCUGCUCCUUCUCCUCCUCCUCCUCCUCCUCCUUCGUCUCCUCUUCCGCCUACUGUCCCUCAUCUUCCUCUUCCUUAUGCCUCCUCUGCUACUCAUACGAACUCUUCCUCAUCCUCAUCCUCAUCUGUUCCUAAUCCUAAUCCGCCUUCCCCGCUCACCACCACCACCUCCACCUCCACCAAGGCCCCCACACACCGCCUCCACCCACACCCACCGCCACACUACGCCCCCGCCCAUCACGCCGCUCCACCGAACUCCCACAACGCCGUGCUAUACAACUUCGGUCUCCACAGUCAUUCCUCGCCCCCCCCUUCCACCCUAUCCUCUCAUCCUCAAGUUGUUAUUUCCUCUUCCUCCUCCUCAUCAUCCCCCUCCCCCUCCCUCCAGCCUCUCUCCCCUCCGUCAUCGUAUUCUGUUCCUUAUUCUCCCUCUUCCUCCUCCUCCAUUGCCGCCUUCAGUAUAUCCUACAGUAUUGUACCAGAUCCCGAGUGGCUUAACAGGUCGCGGGGGGCUGGUGUGGUGGGGGGCGUGCUGGGGGGCGUAGGGGUGGGAGCGGGGGACGGGGCUGGUGUGGCGUGGUGUGACCCCUCCCCCUGCCUCAACCACGGGGUGUGCGUCGACGAAGGGAACAACCACACCUGUGUUUGCUCCGGGGGAUACACGGGGGCCUUCUGCCAGAUAACCUGGUGCGACGUGUCCCCUUGUCUGUACGGCCGCUGCCAGCCUGGAGGUGACGGGAACGGCGGGUUUCUGUGUGUGUGCGAGCCGGGCUACUCCGGACAACGGUGCCAGAUCCGCGUGUCCCCUUGUGAUGGUGACCCGUGCCAGAGCCGAGGGACCUGCACCGCCGCUAACCACACCUUCCAUUGCCAGUGCCAUGCGUGGUGGGAAGGUGAGCGUUGCCAGAACAGGAUGCUGAGGAUACCCUACAAGCCCUUAUCAGAAAGGAUCUUCGAGGAACCGUUCUGGCUGGGGCUCAUGACGGUGGCGGUGGUGAUGGGCUGCAUCGGCGUCAUCUUCUGCAUCAAGAAACACUUCGCCGAGAAAAUCGAGAAGUUCUUCGCGGAGGAGAUCGAAAGGAGCAAAUAUGGUACAAUGUCGCCAGCCCCCUCCCGCCUGGCGCCUCUUCCCAGCCCCACCGGCCUCAGCCCUCGCCCCCGCCCCAAGUCCCUGUUCGUCAGACUCAAUAGUUUUCGCAAAGCUUCGCUGCUUAGUCUGUCCUCCACCGCCUCCAGCCCACAGUGUGAUGCUCCAGCCUUUACCUUUGAUGAUUUGCUCAGACUCCACAAACGGACAGGCAGCGCUUCGGCGGGCCCCAGCAGCAGUCCACGCCGCACCAGUCACAAGAGUCGCUCGCAGACGGCCAGCCCGAGAGGCGAGAGCAAGAAGAUCCUGAGACACCUCGUGACUCCCCCAGUAGGUCACCGCGCCGCCAGCUUCGAUGAGUUCUUGCACCUACGCUCGCAGAACCCCAAAUGUAGUGUGGUUUCCCAGGAGUUCCAACGUUUGCAGGGGGACGGUGGUGACGACGCCUCCCUCCCAGAGACGGUGGCUGAGCGGACGAGGAGUGCGGACAUCGCCACGGAGCUGCUGCGGACGGAGGGAGCCGAGGAGGUGGCGGUGGCGGCGGCGUUGGUGAGGGAGACAUCCUUGACCUCCUUCGUGGCCUCGCCCUCCAAACACGACAAGAAGGUGACGUUCGCGAAGCUCCUCGAUAAGAUGUCCAAAGAGAUCAGUUCCUCCUCCUCCGACACGAGCUGCACGGAGGAGAAGUCACCGAGUAGAAUCUUCAGCCUGGGCGGCGUGCGGCGCUCUCCAAGACGCUCGCCAAGGAUCCGACAUACCCAGAGGUACAGCGGGUCGGGCAGCGAGGACGUGAUGGAGACACCUGAAGUCUCGUCCUCGGAGAUGACCCCAGACCCUCCCAAGCGGCUGCUGUCCGUGAAGUCUUCGUCCUCCCCAUCCUCCAAGACCUCGUCCCCGCAGAGCCGCACGAAGAUGGUCAAGAUCUCUUCGGCGGACUCCCUGCUGGCCAUGUUUAAGAGUCUUGGCGGGUCGGGGCGAGGCAGUAUCUCCAACCCGCCCAGUCCUCACGGUUCAGAGCUCGAGGACUCCUCCGCCCACGCUUCGCCCUCCACCACGCCCACCACCCCUCAGAAGGCGCUGCCCCAGGUGAAGCAGGACACCCUUACCGUCCCCGGCACCCUCCAAGUACAGGUGCAGGGAGCAGGCGGGGCCGCACAGCACCCCGGCCCCGUCAUCACCCUGGAGGUGCCUGCUGGGGACCAGCACCGCUGCCUCUCGCCCAUCACGGAGCUGCCCACGCCCGUGCCCACGCCCGUGCCUUCGCCGCUGCCCACGCCCUCCCGGUAUCGACCCAAAAUGCGAACCAGCUCGGAGUCAAAUGACAACAAGGACAGCGAGGACACCGAGUCCGAGUUUUCGCUGUCCAUCUCGGUGGAGAGGAGUAGUUCAGACAGCUCGGGACCCGACCACCGCAUAUUCUUCACACCGCCGCGAGGCAUGCGGAGCACGGGGAGCCUCGGAGCCGUGGGCCCCGCCCCUCGCCGCCCUGGAACACUGUCGCCCACCAUCACACCCUCUUCCUCUCUGUCAUCCAGGACGCCGUCACCCAUCACCUCGCCCGUCACCUCGCCUGCCACCUCGCCCAAGAUCAAGACGAAGCCACCGCCGCUGCACAUCCCCGGGGCCAACGUGCUGCUCUUUUCCGGCGAGAAGAGUGGCGCAGCUGUCGGCAGCAGAGGUGCUGGAUGCGGCAGAGGCGCUGGAGGCGGCAGAUGCGCUGGAGGCGGCGAGGGGUUCGAGAUCGGCUUAGUAGUACCAGUCAUCAAGGUGGAGGACAUAGACGAGGGCAAGUGGCAGCCUCCACCGCCGCCGCGACCCCGCGCCUUCAGUGUCGACGGCGGUGCCAUCAUGAGCAUGCCGCUCAUCACCGUGUCUCCCGCAGAGGAGCCGCCCGCUGCCCCCGCCGCCACGCUGUCGCCGCCCGCCACACAGCCCAUGGUCAUUCCUACCCUCAACGUGACCUUCGCGUCGCCGCCCGCCCUCAGGAAGCCCAUUGUGCCCACCAUCAGCGUGGAAGAGCCCGAGUCGGCCCCCCACCCUCCCUCCCGCCGCCACCACCACCACCUGCAGCAGCAGCGGGGUAAGGGCGGCUCUUUGGACCUACCGCCGGCGCCCGCCAUCACCGUGACGGCCACCAACAGCGAGGUGGAGUCAGACACGGACUCCCCUACCGGCAUGUGCCGCCCCGGGGGGCCGCCCUCUUGCUACCUCAGCCCCUUCCUCGGCGUGGACCUGCGCGCCUCUGAGUCCAACCUGAGCUCGUCUGGCUACAGUUCUGCUUACUCUCCGGGCCCCUCUCGCUGCUCCUCGAGUAACCCGCUCUUCCCGGAUGAGCCCAUCACGCCCUCCCACUCUGCGCUAGGCCCGCGGCCCCUCACCCUGCCGCCGGCGCCGCCCGACGUCUGUCCGCCGCCCAGAACCAAAAGACGCCCACUUCUCAAGUCUCCCCCCGCUGAAGCGUCCUCCGUGGAUGUUGUGACCUGUCCACUGCUGAGAACCGACUCGGAAACCACCGACGACCCGGCAGCUUCUCAGCCUGAGGCGGAUUCAGCUCUUGAGCUGGACACCAAUGAUGAGUGUAGCGACAGCGUGGUGGGCGGCGGCGGCGGCGUUGAUACAGAAACGUGUCUAGAUGACGAGGCAGAGGCACAGCGUCACCGGCUGCUGCUGUCCUCAAGCCACUCCUUCCCCAAGGAGUCUCCGCGCCUCGCCCGCUCCCCGCCCGCCAUCGUGGUGCACUCGUCCCUGCAGAGCGAGUCGUCGCUCGAGGAUCAGGUCCUCGGUGAGCGGCCGGCGCGGCUUAGCCCCGUCAGCUCCCGCAGUGAGUCUCCAAUAAGCGACUCGCGGCUCAGUGUGGUCAGGAUCUACCCAGCAUUUUUCGGCGUGAAUACAAAGUCCGAGUUGCCCUACACGGACUCCGAUGGCCUCUAUGACUGCCCGUCGUCCGAGGUCCUGCACUCAGACUCCCACGCGUCCGGAUCGCCUCUCAAGCGUCUCGGGCGUAAGAGGCUAAAACGGUCCGCCGGGAAGGGCCUGCGAUCCCUCCUGGGGCUCGGCUCCAGCGAGGGCGGGGCGGGCGGCGGCGGAGGCGGGGGCGCGGGCACGGGCACCGGGGCGGGGGGCGUUGCUGGCCAGAAGACCCGCUUGGAGCCCCCAUCCUGGGAACGCUCCCCCCGCCGCCACUCCCCUAAGCGCCGUGUACGCGCACAAACCAGCGUCGACCUGCUCUCCUCCUCCAACGAGUCCAUCACCUCCACCAGCCUGGCGGGGAGCAGCUCAGGCCCUGGGGAGACGACGAAGCAGCAGGAACAGCAGCAGAAACAGCAGAAGCAGCAACAGCAGCAGCAGCAGCAGAGGCGGGAGAGCUGGUGGUCAUCGGGAGGGGGUGGCGGCGGCAGCAACAGGCGGCGACGACCUUUGCUUCGAACGGAGUCGAUUCCACUGAAGUACUUGCCACGCCAAGGCUCCGUCGACGCUUCAGGAGAGGAGACGCAGGAGGAACAGCUGAUGCUUAAGCCGGGGCGGUCCAGCGACGAGGUGCCCCGACACAGGAAAAUCUCACGCUUCCGCUCCUUCGGGAAUCAGAUCAGGAAGAAACACAACAAGAGACUUAGGCAGACGCGGGGUGGAGGAGGAAGUGGAGAAGGAGGUGGAGGAGGAGAGGAAAGAGGUGGAGGUGGAGGAGGAGGAGUGGAAGGAUGGCGGGCGGAUCUACUUCUGUUGUCACUUGAAGGUUCCUGCGGCGCCUCCAGCUGUCCCACACCAACAAGGACCACCUGGUGUCCCCGGCCGGAAGCUCUGACUCCGACCCAGAAUGUGGGCCUCCUGCGGGCGCCUCGAUGUGUGCCGCCCGCGGCCCGGCGCCCCACGUCAAGUACAUGGCCGUGACGGAGCCACCCGAGGCGGACCCGCCUUCCCCUUGAGCCUGGCGGCCGCUCAGCCACACCGCCAAGUGACCUUGCGGGCAGCACCACCCUCGCUGGCCCGCCGCGUGAGCCUCACCACACCACAACGAACAGCGUCGCGCCGUAGAUCAACAAGUCGCCGCCGCCUCUGCCUUCGCCACCAGUCGGCUGACCGAAAGAAGGAGGGCAAAAGGGAAGCCAACGCCAGCGCUGCCGCCGUGGCCAGUUUGUGGCCAGGACUGCUGGAGCCUCUGCUCUGCCUCCCGCUCGUGACGCCCUCGCCGGGAAACCGCUGCCCUGCAACCUUCAUGGCCGGACGCGGUGGCAUGUCUGUAAACACUGUUUUUAUGACUCAUGGCUUUCCAGCGUCAUGUGGCCGGUGGGAGGGAAGGGGGAGGGAGGGGUGGCUCGCCCACCCCCUCACCCUUCCCCCUCGCCGAGAAGAGAGGUGUCUUGGCAGGAGGCUGGGCAGCGGCAGUGCACCCCUAGGCGGCAGGUGGUUCAGACCAGCAGCCGCUUGGCCCGCCGGCAGCAGCAGCAGCAGGACGCGUGCCAAGGUCUCGUAACUAUGCACACAACUCAUUGAUUGGUGUCGUUCGUUCCUCGUGUAAGACAAUAAGUGAAUAAGCAACAAGACAUAGACUUCACUGAAGGAGCAAGGAGCGGGGCACCGGAGCGGAACAGACAAACCGACUCGUUCACGGAUGUGUUGGUUCAUUCCCUGGUUCGUCUCGCUGUUCCGCAUUCCAGUGGUAAGAAAAAACUUGGUGUCUUUCUUAAAAAAAGAAUAUGUAUGUAAACUUAAGGUUCAUAAAAGUUAUUCUUUCACAAAAUAUAAAUAUAUUUUUCUCUCUGUCGUUGUCGUUUUUCCGUGUCUAUAACUUUUCCGUGUUUUUUUUUUUUUUUUUUGAGUUUUCGUAAGAAAGUAACGUGCGUGUGUGUGUGUGUGUGUGUGUUUCUUCGUCGUCUGUUUUUCUUUCGUUACUUAUGAGUCUUCACAAAUAGUACGUGUCUCUGUGUCUUACUUAUUCCAACCAUGUAUUGGUUAUCGUCCGUGUGUGUGUGUGUGUGUGUGUGUGUGUGUGUGUGUGUGUGUGUGUGUGUGUGUGUGUGUGUGAGCGCGCAAAUAGCAACAAUGUCUUUUUUUUUUUGCAAGGUUAUAAAUUCACAUUGUGCUGUGUGUGUGUGUGUGUGUGUGUGUGUGUGUGUGUGUGCACGCAUAAAAAAAUAUUAUAUGGAGUCUAUUUUUACAACUAAUACUAUAACUAAUUUCUCUCUCUCUCUCUCUCUCUCUCUCUCUCUCUCUCUCUCUCUCUCUCUCUCUCUCUCUCUCUCUCUCUCUCUCUCUCUCUCUCUCUCUCUCUCUCUCUCUCUCUCUCUCUCUCGUGCAAGUAGGUAAGGAAAAUUGAUAUUCACAAAAAAUACGUAAUAUAUUUUUUUGAUUUCUGAAAUUAUCGAAAACUGGCCUUAAGUGUGUGUGUGUGUGUGUGUGUGUGUGUGUGUGUGUGUGUGUGUGUGUGUGUGUGUGUGUGUGUGUGUGUGUGUGUGUGUGAAGAGUACGCACACAGCCUCCCCUCACAACCUGUCUAUUUUAUCUAUUAUACUUUAGCCACUGUGUUCCUCAUGCCUUUAUUCAUUUGUACAGCCUGUCGUUCAUUCAUUUAUUCACUCGUUCAUUUUCAAUCAUUUAUUAAUUCAUCACAUUAUUAUUAUUAUUAUUAUUAUUAUUAUUAUUAUUAUUAUUAUUAUUAUUAUUAUUAUUAUUAUUAUUAUUAUUAUUGUUAGUAGGAGUAAUAGUAAGAUUUUUUUAUGGAAGAGUAAGCACACAUUCCCUAUUUUAUGCCAAAGAUUAAGACGUAAGAAGAUAAUCGGCAAUGCUUUCAAAAAUUCAAUGGAAAAAGAAUGUUCAUUAAUAUUAUCAAUUAAAAUUUUCUCACGGUUCAUUUUCCUCUAGUAUGGAGUAUGGCGCCAACAUGUUACCUGGAGUUACUUGCUUUCAGAGGCUCAAAAACUAUCCAAAUUUCGGUUUAUUGUUUCAUCACUUCGUUUCCUCACGGUUUUAUCUGCCAUGUUUUUAUUUGCAUUAAUAGUUUCCUCUCCAAUGGGUAACUUCCAAAACAAUUCUUAUGCAGAGGGCAGCACUGUGCUUCCUGGCCCGUUGACCGACCGUUUUAUUGCUUUCAUUUCGAUAUUCAUAUUUUUUUCACAUUCAAUCCCUAAACCCUUUUAUUUUUUCUCGCGUAUCGAUAUUGUGAUGAAAAUUUGUGUCGAUGACUUAUUUUCUUCUGUUUUGUAACCUCAUUUUUUCGUUCUUUGUGAGGUGGUGGUGGUGGUGGUGGUCACAGAAUAAUGGUAGUGGUUGUCAUGGUUUAAGUUUUUUGGGAUGGUUGUGAUAAUAUGAUGACGUUAGAAGAUAAUGAACCGGAGACAGUAGUGGUGGUUGUCAUGGUUGUGGAGGUGGUAUUGAUGAUGAUGGUAGUGAUAAUAUGGUGAUGAUGGUGGUUAUCGUAAUUGUAAUGGUAGUGAGUGGUAGAGUGAGAAUGCGGUGGUGGGAAUUGAAGAUGGUUGUGUUGGUGGUGGUGAUGGUGGCAAGAUUACGAUGGUGGUAGUCGAAAGUCGGAUGGCAAUGGUGGUGGUUGUGGUUGUGAUUGUUGUUGUGAAUAUGCAAUGGCUGUAGUGGUCAUGGAAUGGUUGUUGGUGUGGUAGUGGAGGAGUGGUGGUGAUUGUGGUGGAGUAUGACAGACAUAAUGAUGGGAAUGGUAGUGGUGGUGACAUUGGCCACGCCUGGUGUAACGGGGUUGUAUUGGUAGUUGUGGUACGAGUAGUUGUGGUCGUGGUUUUGAUGGUUACGUUUUUUUUAAAGAUAAUUAAUCAAAUAUGAACUGCUGAAGAAGGACACUUGUGAUAUACUACUGUACAUACAUACAACCUUAAUAAUGAUUAAUAAUAAUAACAAUAAUGUUAAUGAUAAUGAUAAUUAUGAUAUCUUUCUCCCCCUUCAUAUUUUUUGUCUCUAAUAAAGUUCGUAAAUAAAUAUUGCCUGUGGCGUUUUGA